Messenger RNA from Paracoccidioides brasiliensis Pb18, 918 nucleotides. RefSeq lists its product as uncharacterized. Gene Ontology annotation, molecular function: mRNA binding. Gene Ontology annotation, biological process: mRNA export from nucleus. Gene Ontology annotation, cellular component: nucleus. The record is from RefSeq and is a predicted model, not a curated record. The transcript is spliced from 2 exons. Bases 1 to 918 code for a protein of 305 amino acids.
AUGGCAUUGAUUCCUCACGCAUCCUCCAGCUCGUCCUUCCAUCCGGGGCAGCAGAGCCCCUCGCCUCGAUCGGUAUUCUCCCGAGCGCGAACAGUACGCUCCCACGUCAAUUCAUCGUGCCAAAACCCCGUGGCAGAUUCGCUAAACUUAUCAUCAUUUAGAUUCCAGACUGGCGCCAAAAUCCGAGUCACUAAUCUCCACUACGAUUUAACAGAGGAUGAUCUCGAGGAUCUUUUUACCCGAAUCGGACCUAUCAGUGCACUUUCACUCCUAUACGAUCGUGCUGGUCGUUCAGAGGGUGUUGCAUUCGUAACAUAUAAGCGAUUAGUCGAUGCUCAAACCGCCAUCCGUGAAUUCGACGGCGCGAACGCUAAAGGUCAACCGAUCACCCUCACAUUGAUGUCCUCCGGCUCCUCAGAAAGACCAACUGGACGUAAUCCGUUUGAUUUCGCUGAAAAGCCAAAGGGUAGCCUAUUUGACCGGACCGAGAAACCACGCGCCAGAGAUAUCCGUAGUGUCAGUCCCGAAGAGAGCGAAGAACUUGAUGGUACCACAGGCCGUGGUGGACGAACCCGCAGAAGCGACGUGUCGAAGCCUCCACCAGAACACAUUGAUCGCUAUAUUCCGGGCCAGCGAUCGCCAAGGCGGAGGGGUGAUGGUGGACGGAGUAGGGGUUCUCGUAGGCCUGGAGAGUUCAGGGAUAGUCAGGAGCGAAACGGUAGUCCGGCGGGGGGCUUAGGGCGACAGGGAGAGAAUAGAAGGCCUAGAAAGACGCAUGAGGAAUUGGAUCAGGAGAUGGAUGAUUACUGGAAGGCCACUAGUGCACAGCCGAAUAAUGCCAAUGGCAACGUAACUGGUGCUGUUGCCGCUGAACCUGCUCCCCCGGCUAUGGAUAAUGACAUUGACAUGAUUGAGUAG